AUGCACGUAGCAGAACUGGGGCGAGGCCCGGUAGUCCUCUUCCUCCACUGCUUUCCUGAACUCUGGUACACAUGGCGCCACCAAAUGGUCAACAUGGCGACGCAAGGCUUCCAAGAGGUGGCUCCGGACCUCCGCGGUAACAGCGACACCACAAGUGAACCCACCAACGACGCCACCAAGUUCUCCACACUUCACGUGGUGGCUGACAUCGUUGCGCUCAUCGACGCUGCAGCCCAGGACCAGGACAUGGUGUUCGUGGUGGCUCAUGACUGGGGUGCACUCAUAGCUUGGGCACUGGUUCUGUACAGACCUCACAAAGUCAAAGGUUUGGUGAACAUGAGCUUUGUGUUCACUCCCAGAAGUCCCCAGAGAAAACCCAUUGAAACACUGCGUGCUGUCUAUGGCGAUGACUACUAUAUUUCCAGAUUCCAGUGUGUUGAGAAUAUUAUGCCAAAGAAACACCAACAUGCCUAA
Messenger RNA from Ilex paraguariensis (yerba mate), 474 nucleotides. The record is from the annotation of a GenBank genome assembly. Lineage: Eukaryota; Viridiplantae; Streptophyta; Magnoliopsida; Aquifoliales; Aquifoliaceae.